GCCGCUGCCCUUCCCUGCCGGAGACUGUCUCCAGGCUGACGCCUCCGUCCCGGUCACGGCCACAGGUCACGGCCGCCGGCGAAGCCGAGCCGCAGCGCUUGCAGCACCCCUGGGCGAGAGUCUCGGGAGCAGUCGCGCCGGCUCCAUGGAGAAGGGCCCGCUGCCGGCGGAGAAGCCGAGGGGACCCAGGUGCACCAAUGGGUUCCCCGAGCGGGAGCUGUCGCGGCCCGGGGCCAGCCGGCCGGCCGAGAAGCCCCGGGCGCCCGAGGCCAAGAGCGCGCAGCCGGCCGACGCCUGGAAGGCAGGGCGGCCCCGCAGCGAGGAGGAUAACGAGCUGAACCUCCCUAACCUGGCGGCCGCCUACUCGUCCAUCCUGCGCUCGCUGGGCGAGGACCCCCAGCGGCAGGGGCUGCUCAAGACGCCCUGGAGAGCCGCCACCGCCAUGCAGUUCUUCACCAAGGGGUACCAGGAGACCAUCUCAGAUGUCCUGAAUGACGCUAUAUUUGAUGAGGAUCAUGAUGAGAUGGUGAUUGUAAAGGACAUUGAUAUGUUUUCCAUGUGUGAACAUCACCUCGUUCCUUUUGUGGGAAGGGUCCACAUCGGCUACCUUCCCAACAAGCAAGUCCUUGGCCUCAGCAAACUUGCCAGGAUCGUAGAAAUCUAUAGUAGAAGACUACAAGUUCAAGAGCGCCUCACCAAGCAAAUCGCGGUGGCCAUCACAGAAGCCUUGCAGCCUGCUGGUGUUGGAGUAGUAAUCGAAGCAACACACAUGUGCAUGGUGAUGCGAGGAGUGCAGAAAAUGAACAGCAGGACCGUGACCAGCACCAUGCUGGGGGUGUUUCGGGAAGACCCAAAGACUCGGGAGGAGUUCCUCACACUCAUCAGGAGCUGAACUUCUGCGUGCGCGUGCCCUGGUUUGCAGACCCCACUGCUGCCGGGGUUACCCGUCUCAAUCAUGCAUUCCAGUUUCAAUUGUUACAGAUGUGAACUUCAUUUCUCAUCAUGAAUUGUAUUUAGUAAUUAUUUAUAGAUAAGUCAAAUAAAAGUAAUUGACCAAGGGGGGGGUGAGCCUUCCGCUUUCUUCUUGCCGCCUUCUUAGUGGCGAUGUCUAAAGUAAACUGACCCCGCCGUUCAGAUCCCCAGGUGCUGUCAAGGAGGAGAACUCAUGCUGUGCUCGAAGUCAUUGUUAGCGGAGGGCCCCGGACAUUGGAGGAGCUGUGGCCACUGUGCUGGGUUCCCCGCUCCCAGUGGACAUAGUGUAACUCCGAAGGAAGUGCUGGGGACAGUAGGUUACAGAGAGCAUUGCUGUCUGCAUUUGAGACCCCAGACCCCACUCUGUGUUGGUCUGCGAAAUCGAUCGCCAGUGACAACUGCUCAGUAUGUUCAUUGACUGUCUACCUGUAAUGCGAGUCUCUGAGGGAAGGUGGGGGAUGCCUGUCUUUAAUUGUGCUGUGCCGUAGAAAGGCACCUUCUGUAUUUUAGAGUCUGAGUAGAGGGAAUUCAUCCCUAGAGCUGCUUAUGAGUUCAUUUUCAUGUCAGCGCACAAGGAUGGAGAGGGUUGACUGUGCCUUGAUGAGAACGUCGAGCCGUUUGGAGUGUAGGUACUUCUGCCACCUUUUAGGAAAAGUCAUUACUUCAUAAGUUUAUAAGUGCCAGCUCUACAGGUGACUAGCCAUUGCCGACUUCCUGUUAGAAGUUCUUGGAAGUUACUUUGUCUAUUCCAAGGAGAUGCUUCAUAGCAUUUCAAAAACUCUUAGGAAGUAUUUUUCUAAGUAUUUCCAGGAUCUUUUGAAACCACCUAUCCUGUGAGCCCUGCAGACUCCUAUCUCCUCUAGACUGGGAGGGGCAUGGAAUGGGCUGAGGGAGACCUGCAUGGUGGCUGUGCCCACAGCUCUGGGCCACGCCAUACUGUUGCUGCUGGUGUCUGCAGAUGCACUGGGGACGUUGGCCUAGUUUCUUUCUUGUCGGUGUGUGGCUUGGCUUAUUACGACUCACUUUAAACACCCUGCACGGGGGCAGUGUGGGCCAGGUUAAAGCACAGUAUGUAGCCCCCUGUGAGCACGUGUGCACACGCGUGCGCGCACGCACGCACCUGGUCCAUGAAGAGGUCUCCCACUGGCUGACAAUGCUCUCAAUGGAUCCCUGUUGUCCUGCCACUGCCACUUAGACACUCAUUAGCCUAUGGUGAAGCAAGAUGAUGGAGCUGACUUUUUAUUUUAUUACUAUUACUUUUUGAUCUCUGUCUUUCCCUGGCACUUUCUAUAUCUAGAAUUUCUAAAGCACAGUCAGGUUGGUUUCGAGUUCCUUUUAAAAUCUGACCUGAUAACGAUGUUAGCCCACUUGCUAUUCAGACAUUCCCAGGUAGAACACUAAGUACUCAUGUUUGGUAUUUUAAAGUAAAAACCAGUGUGACUUGACUCUGAGGGCCAAAGAAAUUGUUUGCCAUACCUUCAUCUCUUUGGAGUGAUCAUUUGUAUCCCCUCUGAGUAGCUCUGUUGGCUCAUUCCCUAGAAGUUCUCAGCAAAAGCCUGACAUGUCCACAGGCUAGUCUCGUCAGUACCUACAAGGUGACAACCUUGUCUGUUUCACUCUGUCUGUAGUGCUAUCUGAGACACUGAGUCCAUUUGGGGGUUUUUAAGAAUUUGAUGUAUUUACAUAUACCUGUUCAAUGACAUGGUUUGGAUUUUCUGUAUGUGUAUGUAUGUUCCUGAAGUUGGUCUUAUUUAAAUGAUUAAAAGUGUUAUAAUUUUG
Molecule: messenger RNA, 2751 nt
Organism: Mesocricetus auratus (golden hamster)
Lineage: Eukaryota; Metazoa; Chordata; Mammalia; Rodentia; Cricetidae
Gene: Gch1
Product: GTP cyclohydrolase 1
Exons: 6
Coding region: 146-892 (248 amino acids)
Biological process (GO): tetrahydrobiopterin biosynthetic process; tetrahydrofolate biosynthetic process
Cellular component (GO): cytoplasm
Molecular function (GO): zinc ion binding; GTP binding; GTP cyclohydrolase I activity
Source: RefSeq, a predicted model, not a curated record